GUUUCAGGAUCAAACACAACCACAGUCAAUGAGAAAAGGGCUUUGAGCCGACAGGACGCAGAGAUCUCAGGUAACCCCCCUCCUCCUCAAGUCUCCAAACAAGGACGACCAGGAGAGGAGAAAGAAAGAGUCCAAUACAAGGGGAAAUAAGCGAUUUUUGAUGAAUAAGGAUUUUCGGAUACUCGGAUACACACUGGGGAUAUCUGGAGAAAAGAGGAAAAACACUACACUUACACAAAGGCAAUUUUCCUCUGCGCUACACAAGGGAAAAGUGGGAUUUUUCGCACGGAGAUGAAGACGAAAAAAGGUCUGAUGAUGCUGUCAGGGAGCGAGACCGAUGACGAGGACAGUGUGGACGCCCCUCUGGAUCUGUCGUCCAGCGCGGGGAGCAACGGGAAAAGGAAACGGCGGGGGAAUCUGCCCAAAGAGUCAGUUCAGAUCCUCCGGGACUGGCUGUAUGAGCACCGAUACAACGCGUACCCCUCUGAGCAGGAGAAAGCCCUCCUUUCCAAGCAGACGCAGCUUUCAACACUGCAGGUGUGCAACUGGUUCAUCAACGCCCGGCGGCGACUUCUCCCAGAGAUGCUAAGGAAAGAUGGCAAAGACCCGAACCAGUUCACCAUUUCCAGGAAAGGCAGCAAAGCUGGUGACAGUUUCUCUGACAGCUCGCAGUCACCCAAACACAGCAGCCCGGUGCCCUCCACCGCCGACGAGAGCUAUGACAAACGCGUCCUCCACCCUUCCAGCUUUGAACCUGCCGUACCCAGCGUCCUGAGAAAAGCCGUCUCCCCCUCCCUACCCUCUCCAACCUCCCUGUCCCCGUCUCCAGGCCUCAUCCCCACCCGGCCUUCUGUCAUCUGUCACACUACUGUCACGGCGGCGAUACAAGCACCCCCCUCCGUGCCGGGGAUGAACUGCGAUAGAGCGGAGGAGCUGCUGCAGCACGCACAGGCGCUGCUCAGGUGCAGGGAGGAAGUGCCGCUCUCCGCUACCAACACCACCACUACUACCACCAUCCUCAGCAGCACCGGCAUGGAGGGCAACCUGAGCCCCCGCAGCGGGCUCUUCAACACCCCUCCCCCCACUCCUCCGGACCUCACACAGGACUUCAGCGGCUUCCAGCUCCUGGUGGACGUGGCUCUGAAACGAGCCGCGGAGAUGGAGCUGCAGGCCAAACAGCUGGUCUCCUAAAAAGGGACAAAAAGACGAAGAAGAAGAGGAGGGAAAAGAGACCAACUUUGCGUCUCUGACUGUAGAGCUCUUCUUGAGUUCGGUGACUUUUUCUGCACGCAACAGAGAACAAACACAUAAAAGCCUGAUCAUUUCUAUUUUUGGUAUACCAAUCAAGUUUGACAAGGAUGUUUUUUUAUGGAGAACUGUAUCAAGGUGCCUUGGCUGUUAGUUGUUUAUUCAUUUCACAUACACGCGUAUGUAUCGACAUGUGUAUCUUAUUUGCACACAGGGACCAAAAAAUGUAAACAGAGAAAUGCUGCCUGUCUUAUGUCUUUCCAUUAUACUGUGUAUCAUUGUAGAGAGCUAGAAGCAGCCCUCAUCCACACCCACGUUUACUGUCACACAUUUCACAGAUCAGUUCAUGCUCGGUCUGCCUCGUUUGUUUUGCACACUUUAGGCAGAGGAAGGUCAUCUCAGUGUCUUAAACAUACUUUGCUCUUGGCAUCUAUGACAAACUUUAUUCACUACUGUAGUAAAUGUUAUGUGUUUUCAUGAGUAUAAGUAUAGUUUUGAUUUUGUAUUUACUUUUAGCUAUUUUUUAAAGAAAAAACCUCUAUGCUUUUGUUUUUUUACUUUGCCCAUCAAGGGAUAUUUCAGAUGACCAAUGUAGCAGGUUCUUAGUCUGAGCCUUCAUCCCGACAUCACUCAGCGGAGAAAAAACGGCCAGUGGACUGGAUAAUUGAAACACUACAGAUGUCUUUUUCUGCAUUCUGCUGUUUUUAUGACCAGACAAAGACAGCAUUGUUUUGAAAUCACCAAAAACAAGCAUUUUCAUGUAUAAUAGGACCAUUUAUGUGUAUAGUUAAUGUGACACCAUGCCCAAUGAUGUGAUUUCUUUUCAUACUGUGCAAUGUUUGUGGCAAAUAGGGGUCACAUGGGAUUCAAAUAAAGUUUUGUUUUUCUACA
This is a messenger RNA of Cheilinus undulatus (humphead wrasse), 2139 nucleotides long. RefSeq names its product TGFB-induced factor homeobox 1 (gene tgif1). Lineage: Eukaryota; Metazoa; Chordata; Actinopteri; Labriformes; Labridae. Gene Ontology annotation, biological process: regulation of transcription by RNA polymerase II. The coding region runs from base 292 to 1191 and encodes 299 amino acids. Gene Ontology annotation, molecular function: DNA-binding transcription factor activity, RNA polymerase II-specific; RNA polymerase II cis-regulatory region sequence-specific DNA binding. The record is from RefSeq and is a predicted model, not a curated record. The transcript has 3 exons.